Molecule: messenger RNA, 792 nt
Organism: Tetrapisispora phaffii CBS 4417
Lineage: Eukaryota; Fungi; Ascomycota; Saccharomycetes; Saccharomycetales; Saccharomycetaceae
Gene: GIR2
Product: Gir2p
Exons: 1
Coding region: 1-792 (263 amino acids)
Biological process (GO): cytoplasmic translation
Molecular function (GO): protein binding
Source: RefSeq, a predicted model, not a curated record
AUGGACUACAAAGAAGAGCAACAACAAGAAAUCGAAGUUCUAGAAUCAAUCUAUCCUGAUGAGCUAACCAUUAUCAAUGAUAAUUACCCCAAUAUUCAAUUUGAAGUUACUUUGAAACUUGAUGUGGAAAUUGGACUGGGUUCUUUAUCAAAAGAACACAUUAUUACAGUACAUUUUCAAUUACCAGAAAAUUAUCCUGAUGAGCCACCAAUUAUUCGUUUGAAAGCUCAAGAAAUAUCAUUGAAAGAUGACGAAGAAGAAGAGGAAGAAGAAGAAGAAAGAGAAUUCGAUGAGCAUGGUAAUAUAAUAGUUUCAAAACUAGAGAAUCUCCCUGAUAAAAUAUCUUUCCAGAAAUAUAUGCCAGUGCUAGAAUCCCAAAUAGAAUCCCAGAUUGAAUCCGAUAUGUUAAUCGGUAUGCAAAUGUGUUUUACCUUAUUAUCUACUACCAAAGAUAGCUGUGAGACUUGGUUUAGAGACGAGUUAAAGACUUUGGAGCAAGAAUAUGAAAAGAAGAGAGAAGAAAAGGAAAAAGAAGAACAAGUUAAAUUCAAUGGUACAAAGGUAACGAAAGAAUCUUAUUUAGCGUGGAGAGAAAAAUUCAGAAACGAGUUAAAAAUGGAUAGAAAAGACCAUGAAAGAAGGGAAGAAGCCCACAAUGGUAAACUAACUGGUAAAAUGAUGUUCGAACGUAACGUUGCAGGUACUAACGAUGAUAUAGAUGAAGCAGAAGGAGAGGUAGAGAAUAAUGAUAAUGAAGUCAAUGACAUCGCUAGUAGCUUAAAGAAAAUAUAG